Molecule: messenger RNA, 1350 nt
Organism: Lodderomyces elongisporus
Lineage: Eukaryota; Fungi; Ascomycota; Pichiomycetes; Serinales; Debaryomycetaceae
Exons: 1
Coding region: 1-1350 (449 amino acids)
Source: RefSeq, a predicted model, not a curated record
AUGAAUAUCCUUAGACGAGCGAGGGCACACAGGGAUAUAUCUGUGAUAGAAAAGCCAUUGGAAACUUUUGUCAAAAGAGUUCAGCUCGAGCGACUGCAAAACAUCAAACCUUCAUUAGAGUGUAUCGACAAACUCAUAGAUGAUAAUUUAGCUUUCUUGGUUAAAAAAUUCAAACUUGAGCCAGUUUAUGACCAGUUUGAGUUGAGGCAACGUAUAUGGGAUAAACUAAAGAGGAGCAAAGUUUCGGUCGAUCCAAAAUUAGUAGCUAGGAACAAACACUUUGUUCCACUGGAUAUUCUUUUCACUCCACAAUACAAUAGGUUUAUGAAGGAAUUAUAUCCACUUGAUUAUCAUCAUCAAGAUCAACAACAUCAACAUCAGCAAAAUCACCAUCGACAAUUGCAAAGUCAUCUGUUGUUUCAACCUCGACAAAGGAGUUUUGAUUUAUUGUCCAACCACCAGAAGUACACAAGAAUCAAUCAUGAGAAGCUAUACCAACGAUACUUGGAUCUUCCAGCGCCAGCGCCUCGACAUCUUCCUCACGAUGUUCUCCAGGACUUCAUAACCAGGUUUGCUCUCAAUAACAACCGUUUUGUCGGUAAAGGUUAUUUGUUGGAUCGUAAACUACGAGAAGACCAUGACACGUUUGUUCGCACAAUUAUCGCUCAAAACGAACGACGAAGGGAAUAUCGAAAAAUGGUACAGAAAGUUUUUAAGGACUUGCGCAAAUCGGGAAUUGAAAUUACAGAGCAGGAACAAGUGAGAAUGAUGUAUUUGUCAUACUUUAAGGACUCAGCAGCAGAUAUCUUAUCUGGCAUCGAUUUUGAGUCUCCAUCCAAAACCAUUACUGAUGAGAAAUUGGGGUACAGGAAAUUCACAUUUGUCGAGUAUAAGCAAAUAAUAGAAACUAUUGGUGAGAGAAGCGAUAUUUAUGGUAUGCUUUUGUUUUUGGCAACAAGACAUGAUCGGUUUGAUGUCAUUGAAGAUAUUCUACCACGAGUUCAACUUGGCCAAAUAUUGGGCAAGCGAAAUGAGGAAACCGAUUUCAAAAUGAUUGAUUCUGCACUUCUUAAUUUGCUUAAUUAUUUUACCCACUAUAUCGAUAGAAAAGAUUAUGUUACGUACUUGGCGAGAACAAUUGAGGAAAUAGCAAAACUUGAGGUUGCUAAUGAUAAAAUUAUCGAACAUUUGCUAAAAGUGUUGACAAUCUUGGAUGUUGAUAAAAACAUCAUAGACAAUUUACGAGAGACGUUGGAAGUUGGUGAAAAUCUUAAUGAGACACGAGAUAUGCCACAGGAAUGGCUUUAUAUAUAUACCAAGCUAAAAGUUCUUUGUAGCAAGAAAAACUAG